AUGUCCGCCCCUACUCACGUACUCUUCGAGUGCGCUACGGGAUGCGCCAUCUUUCAGGUCACCCAAGUCGAGGAGAUCGGCUCCAAGGUGGCCUCUGUCCAGCAGGCGGCCGCCGACAUCGGCAACUUUGCUCGAAUGGUCAAGCUCCUCUCCUUCAGCCCAUUCCGUAGCGCCGUCGAUGCUCUUCAGAGCUGUCUCGACAUCUCAGAGGGUGUUCUCAAUGACCACCUCAAGGCUUUGAUUUCUCAGGCACUCGUCCCCUCCGGCAAGAAGACCAAGGGCGUCUCGCUCGGUGUCUCUGAGCGUGGUUUGGCCUCAGCCAUCGUUGCCGACUUGGGCAUUGGCUGCGACACUGGCUCGACCACCCUUGAGCUCAUUCGUGGCCUUCGUCUGCACGCAGAGAAGAUGAUCUCGACGAUGCAGCAAGGCGACCUCUCCAAGGCGCAGCUCGGUCUUGGCCACUCGUACUCCCGAUCGAAGGUCAAGUUCAACGUCAACCGCUCAGACAACAUGAUCAUUCAAGCCAUUGCCCUCCUCGACACCCUCGACAAGGAUGUCAACACCUUCGCCAUGCGUGUCAGGGAAUGGUACGGCUGGCACUUCCCCGAGCUUGUCAAGAUUGUCAAUGACAACAUGCUCUACGCUAAGCUGGCCGUCUUCAUCCAGGCAAAGGAGAGGCUGAAGGAGGAUGACAUUGAGGAGAUGGCCGAGAUUCUUGAGGGUGACGAAACGCUGGCGAGAAACAUCUUUGAUGCUUCAAGAGCUUCGAUGGGAACUGAGAUCGGAGAGAUGGACAUGCUUAACAUCCAGACCUUUGCGGACCGCGUCGUCAACCUCGCCCAGUACCGAAAGAACAUGCACAAGUACCUUAUCGAGAAGAUGCACCUUGUGGCUCCCAACCUCUCGGCCCUCGUCGGCGAGAUCAUUGGAGCACGCCUCAUCUCGCACGCUGGCUCGCUCACCAACCUCGCAAAGUACCCAGCCUCAACAGUUCAGAUCCUCGGAGCAGAGAAGGCCCUCUUCCGUGCUCUCAAGACCAAGGGCAACACGCCCAAGUACGGCCUCAUCUACCACGCUUCGGCCAUUGCUCGCGCCGCACCCAAGAACAAGGGACGCAUGUCGCGCUUCUUGGCAAACAAGAUCUCCAUCGCUAGCAGGAUCGACUGCUUCUCCGACUCGCCCUCGAUGAAGUUUGGCGAGGUGAUGAACGCUCAGGUGGAAGAGCGACUGGCCUUCUACGAGACGGGCAAGCCGCCGAGCAAGAAUGCCGAUGCGAUGAGCAAGGCACUGCGCGCUAUUGAGGAGAGCAGUGGUGACUUGAUGGACGUGGAUGGAGAGAAGGACGACAGCGAUGAUGACAGCGAUGACGAGGAGGAGCUCGGCGCAGUGGAGGCGGCAGGCACCAUGCCCGAGGCAGCAGGGGCGGUCGACCCUGCCGAGAAGAAGAGCAAGAAGGAGAAGUCAUCUUCGAAGUCAUCAAAGAAGGAGGGCAAGAAGGAGAAGAAGUCCAAGUCCAAGUCGUCAGACAAGGCGACGAAGGACGACGUAGCGAAGGCGGCGAAGAAGGCUGCGAAGAAGGCGGCAAAGAAGUCGGAUGGCGGUGAGCCGGGAGAUGAGACUGUGGCCAAGGAGGACAAGAAGAAGGCAAAGAAAGAGAAGAAGAGCAAGAAGUGA
Molecule: messenger RNA, 1674 nt
Organism: Jaminaea rosea
Lineage: Eukaryota; Fungi; Basidiomycota; Exobasidiomycetes; Microstromatales
Product: putative SIK1-involved in pre-rRNA processing
Exons: 2
Coding region: 1-1674 (557 amino acids)
Cellular component (GO): small-subunit processome; box C/D methylation guide snoRNP complex
Molecular function (GO): snoRNA binding
Source: RefSeq, a predicted model, not a curated record